Misgurnus anguillicaudatus (oriental weatherfish) is the source of this 677-nucleotide messenger RNA. It is a transcript of the gene cep15, whose product is annotated as centrosomal protein 15. The record is from RefSeq and is a predicted model, not a curated record. Lineage: Eukaryota; Metazoa; Chordata; Actinopteri; Cypriniformes; Cobitidae.
AUGAAUUCGAAUACGCCUCUUUGCGUUCGGAUGGCAGCAUGGUUAAAGCUAUUGCUUGUUUUGAUAACGUAGUCAUGGUUUUGUUUGGAUUUAGGGAUUUUACUCUUGCUAAAUUCAGACUUGCCAGUUGAGGUCAUGUUAAUCAGACGACAGAGUUAAUCCCCUUUGAAACAGCUGAUCCAUGGAUUCAGACGCACGCGAAGAGUUUGAACUGAGCAAGAAACAUGAAGAUAUAUUGGAGAGACGAGCAUUAUUGCUACAGCAGAUGGAAGCGCUCUAUGAACAACAUAAGACUAAAAAGAAACAGCAACGUCUGAGGUCUCGAGCUGCGAGCACGAGAAAUGCUCAGAUACUUAAGGACUUGGAGGAUGUUGAAAAGAAACUUCAUACAAGACAGCUCCUGCAUCCGGAUAUUAUACACCUUGAGACUCGUUAUUGGGCUUCAGUCGAACAGAAACUGCCGGAAUGGGAGCAGUAUUUGUUGGGUGAAGGAAAGGCUCCGGUUAGUGAGACCGGAACACCAUUGGGACAAGAGAGACUGAUAUCGGGGCAACAACAUUUCUCACCUGUACAUAGCAGGAGUAAGCCCCCUCGACCCAAACCUAGAAAAUAACUGAUAAUUCAAGUUUUAAAAAUAAUUUACAAUUUCUUUGCAAAUGUAUCUGUUAAAAAACAUU